Acomys russatus (golden spiny mouse) is the source of this 972-nucleotide messenger RNA. Its product is annotated as sulfotransferase 2A1-like. Gene Ontology annotation, molecular function: sulfotransferase activity. Lineage: Eukaryota; Metazoa; Chordata; Mammalia; Rodentia; Muridae. The record is from RefSeq and is a predicted model, not a curated record. Gene Ontology annotation, cellular component: cytoplasm. Gene Ontology annotation, biological process: sulfation. The transcript is spliced from 6 exons. Bases 3 to 857 code for a protein of 284 amino acids.
CCAUGUCAGACUACCUUUGGUUUGAAGGGAUGCCUUUACCUGCCAUAGGGUAUAAAACAGAAAUCAUAGCGGAUGCUCGCAAUAAGUUUGCGAUAACAGAUGAAGACACGGUCAUACUGACUUACCCCAAGUCAGGAACAAACUGGCUGAUUGAGAUGGUCUGCUUGAUUCAGACCAAGGGGGAUAACAAGUGGAUCCAGUCUGAGCCCUCCUGGAAUCGCUCACCCUGGGUAGAGACUGAAAUAGGAUAUCACGAGUUACUCAAUAAAGAAGGGCCACGACUCAUCAGCUCCCACCUUCCCAUGCACCUUUUCCCCAAGUCUCUCUUCAGUUCCAAGGCCAAGGUGAUCUAUCUCAUCAGAAAUCCCAGAGAUAUUCUUGUGUCUGGUUAUUUUUUCUGGAGUAAGACAAACCUUGUUAAGAAUCCAGACUCACUGGAAACUUAUUUUGAAUGGUUCCUCAAAGGAAAUGUCCUAUAUGGAUCAUGGUUUGAGCACACUCGUGGUUGGAUGUCCAUGAGAGAAUGUGACAACUUCCUACUACUGAACUAUGAAAACAUGAAAAAGGACACAAGGGGAACCAUAGAAAAGAUCUGUGACUUCCUAGGAAAGAAAUUAGAGCCAGAGGAGCUGGAUCUGGUCCUCAAGUACAGCUCCUUCCAAGCCAUGAAAGAAAACAACAUGUCCAAUUUUAGUACCAUCAGCCAAGAUGUAAUUACUAAUGGUUUGAAGCUCCAGAGAAAAGGCACAGCUGGGGACUGGAAGAAUCACUUCACAGUAGCCCAAGCUGAAACCUUUGAUAAAGUAUACAAGGAGAAAAUGGCUGGUUUUCCUCCAGGACUCUUCCCAUGGGAAUAAAUUCUCAAAAUAUUUCAAUGUUAUACGGAUACUGGUGUUUAUUUUCCUGUUAUUCUAUUUUAAUGAGUGGGUGUAGUCAUUAAAUAAAUCCUCUUUUGGGAUUGUGAUUUUUAAA